Messenger RNA from Drosophila takahashii, 692 nucleotides. RefSeq lists its product as uncharacterized. The record is from RefSeq and is a predicted model, not a curated record. NCBI's taxonomy places the organism in Eukaryota, Metazoa, Arthropoda, Insecta, Diptera, Drosophilidae.
UUCAGUGAGUUGUGCAUAGAAAUAAUUUUCUAAAAGAGACAUAAGACCUUGAAGAAAUGGCCUCUAAUCGAGCGGUUUUCACUGCCGGCUUUAUUCACAUAAUACUCGGGAUUUCGGUAUGCCUUUCGCAAGCUGCGGAUCGCUGUUCGCCCGCUCCGAAUUUGGGAAGCUGGAUAUUCGCGGGAGCCCUCAUGCUGCUGGCCAGCGAUAUUAAAAUGUAUCCGGAUCGCUAUAAGCACCUGCCGUAUGCCAUUCAGUUUCUGGUGGAGACGAUCGGGUCCCUGGCCAUCCUAGAGUUCUUCUCCUUCGUGGUUUGGUGCAUGCUGGAACGGCUGAUACACCACCUGGUGAGGCUGCUGUUUUUAUCCUUGGGAAUGAGCGAUGAGAUUUACCUGGCCCUGGAGUACUGGCUCCUUCUGAUUCCCACCACUGCUGCGGCUGGCACCCUGUUGAUGAUAAUGAAAAUGGCCAUCUUACCUCUUUUCGAUAUCAAGACAGUCUAUGAAAAGCAGGAAAUAAAGGUGCAUCUGGACAGGGAUAUUUACAUUGACCUAAUUGCUGCCCAAAAUGUGCCCAAAAAGAGGAGGUAUAAUCGUCGAUACAGUACUUAAGUUAAAAUGUAAAUUUGUUUAGUGUUUUUAUAUACAUAAUUUAUGUGUUGAACUAAUAGCAAUAAAUAAUAUUAUAAAAAG